Symbiodinium sp. CCMP2456 is the source of this 2021-nucleotide messenger RNA. The record is from the annotation of a GenBank genome assembly. Lineage: Eukaryota; Dinophyceae; Suessiales; Symbiodiniaceae.
AUGAAGGUGGAGCUGCAGCUCGAGCAGCGCAGCCAGGCGAUAACAGCUCUCGAGCACCGCCGUGCAGCGGAUGCACCCGAGCCGGAGACCUUCUUCAUCGGAGAUGAUGAAAACACGCAGGGCGACCUAUCGUCGAUGGAGGACGCCAGCGCCGCCCAGGCGCAGCAGCUCGAGUCGGCGCUGCGUGAGCGUGACGAGGCUCAACAGAAGCUGCAGGAGCUCCUGGAGAGGAGCCAGGAGAACCUCCAAGCGGCAGAUGCCAGCCACGCGCUUUCCACGGAGAAUGAAGCUUGGCGGCAGGGCUCGAGCAAGGAAACCCUCCAGCAGGAGUUGGCGCAGAGCCGGGAGGCACAGCAGCUGGAGUCGGCGCUGCGGGAGCGUGACGAAGCCCAACAGAAGCUGCAGGAGAACCUCCAAGCGGCAGAUGCCAGUCGCACGCUGUCCAUGGAGAAUGAAGCUCUCCAGCAGGACUUAGCGCAGAGCAGGGAGGCAAGCAAAGAGCUGCAAUCAAGACUCCAAGAGGCAGAGCUACAGCUCGAGCAGCGCAGCCAGGCCAUAGCAGAGCUGGAGCAACUGCGUGUAGCAGAUUCCACGGCCGUCCAGCGCUUGCAGGGCGACUUGGCAUCGAUCCAGGAGACUGGGGCAUCUCAGGCAGGGCAACUGGAGUCGGCUCUCCGGGAGCGUGACGAGGCCCAACAGAAGCUGCAGGAGCUCCUACAAAAAAGCCAGGAGACCGAUCAAGUCGCCGAUGCAAGCCGCGCACUUUCGACGGAGAAUGAAAAUCUCCGACAAGAGUUGGUGCAGAGCAAGCAGGCAACAACGGAUGCAGAGGCGCGGCUCCAAGAGGUAACGCAGCAGCUCCAUCAGUUUGGCCAGGCGAUCACGCACUUCCAGAGUCAGCAUCAAGCAGAUGCCGCCAGAAUUCAGCAACUCCAGGGCGACUUGGCAUCGACCCAGGAAGCCGGAGCCUCCCAGGCAGGGCAACUGGAGUUGGCGCUUCGGGAGCGGAACGAGGCCAACCAGAGGCUGCAGGAGGUCUUGCAGAGGAGCCAGGAGACCUCCCAAGUUGCAAAUGCCGGCUCAACGGAGAAUGAAAGGCUGCGGCAGGAACUGGCGCAGAGCAGGGAGGAGCUGAUGCGGUGCGUGGCAAAGCUGCAAGAUGCAGAACGCUUGCAGCUGGAAAUCCGGCGGUUGCUACCCUUUGAAGAGGCAAGCAAAGAGCUGGAGACGCGGCUCAGAGAGGCAGAGCUGCAGCUCGAGCAGCGGAGCCAGGCAAUGACAGAGCUCCAGCGCCAGCAUGCAGCCGACGCCGCGUCAAUCCAGCGCCUCCAGGGCGACCUCUUGUCGAUCCAGGAGACAGGUGAGUCCCAGGCAGGACAGCUGGAGUCGGCACUUCUGGAGCGCAACAAAGAGUGCGCGACACUGCGCCGGGAGCGUAACGAGGCCCAACAGAAGCUCCAGGAGGUCUUGCAGAGAAGCCAGGAGAACCUCCAAGUGGCAGAUGCCGGCCGGGCACUUUCCACUGAAAAUGAGCGGCUCCAGCAGGAGUUGGCGCAGAGCCAGGAGGAACUGAAAUCCUUGAACAGCGUGGUGGAGCGGUGCGUGGCAAAGAUGGAAGCUGAAAGUCGUGAACGUCCCUUCCUCGUGGACAAGCGCAUGGUCACGCAAAUGCUUGCAGCUUAUUUGGAGCAGCGGGAGAAUCCGGGCCCGCAGCUAGAGAUUCUGAACAAGAUGGCUGACCUCCUCGGCUUCACCUCAGCUGAGCGCGAGCAGGUCGGCUUGUCACAGAAGCGGAAGACACCGCUGCAGAUGCAGGAGCCACAAGGCCUCGCAGACCUGACCGACCGCUUUGUCGACUUUCUGAUGGAGGUAUCCGUUUUAGCGAUGCAGUUGAAGCAGAAACGAAUUCCUGAAAGCGUUGAAGUGACAAAAUGCAGGGCGACAAUUGGAGAUGGAUUGUCGCGUGCACCUCCUGACAAGCCAGCAACUUCAGCACGAAGUCGAGGAGUUGCAGCAGACAU